AUGGAUAACAACAGUGGCACUCUUUUAGCUGUGUGGGGAGCAAGGCCCGCCCUUGCUAGCCAUCUUCAGACUGGCCUCACAGAUCCGAUGGCUCACAUGGUAGCUGCGAUGCAAAAGGAGAUGGAGAUCAUUAAGAAACAUUACUUGGUUAGCACUCAAGCUCAGGAAUCGAAUAGCAGCGAUAAUAAUAACCUCUUUGAACAUCUCAUCCACAGCCACCUCCGGAGUAGCCGCUAUCCUAUAUUCCUGGUAGCAUAA
Messenger RNA from Lobosporangium transversale, 258 nucleotides. RefSeq lists its product as hypothetical. The transcript has 2 exons. The coding region runs from base 1 to 258 and encodes 85 amino acids. The record is from RefSeq and is a predicted model, not a curated record. Lineage: Eukaryota; Fungi; Mortierellomycota; Mortierellomycetes; Mortierellales; Mortierellaceae.